This is a messenger RNA of Marasmius oreades (fairy-ring Marasmius), 1026 nucleotides long. RefSeq lists its product as uncharacterized. NCBI's taxonomy places the organism in Eukaryota, Fungi, Basidiomycota, Agaricomycetes, Agaricales, Marasmiaceae. The coding region runs from base 1 to 1026 and encodes 341 amino acids. The record is from RefSeq and is a predicted model, not a curated record. The transcript has a single exon.
AUGGAGAACUUUGUCCGUGGCUUGAUUCAAACCUUCAAUGUGGAUCUCCGUCGUUUCCUCCCGAUCUUCGCUGAACCUCGGUCAACCAGAUCCGAUCUUUUGGCCAAGCAGGUUCGGGGGUUCGUGAGUGAGGCCCGGACCGUUCUUCGCGAGAUGAAGGCUGAAGGCGUCGUUUCGCUGAUAGAUGGUAGUUCAGACUCUCCCCAACACUCUCAUCGAGUUAUUGCCACAUAUCGAAGGUCGAGCCUUGACGAUUUUGACGAUAUGCGACAUGAAGUCCGGUCUCCCUUGGUAGUGAACCUACUCUGUGAGGCUUGGUCAAACCAGGCCAACAAGAUGCGGACGAUUAUGGAGGCCUUGCUUAGAUCCGACAUGAAGCUACCUGCAGCUCUCGGCUGGUUUUUCGAAGCUGAAGGACACAUUCAUAUCGUUACCAAUCAGAGCCUCAACAUCUACCCGAUGGCCCAGACACAGGUUGGAAAUAACAUCUGUCUGAAUCAAGAUCACAACGUGCAUGCCCAGCCUAUGGAAAUCGGUCAACGUAUCAUGAAGCUCUAUGACUCCACAUCGGACCCUUCAACAACUCGUGAGCAGAACGCUUAUUAUGUCCCCAUGCAGGUCAAUAAUCCCCUGUUCAACUCUUUUCUGGCCGGCGAGGAUUUUGGCGUUGGGUUUCAAAUGGCCAAACCGGGCGCACACAGCUUCAAAACUAAAUACCUCAAGCUGCUUCAAAAUCGGAUUGAGGCGAUCUGUGGCAAACGACGAUCUGGCUUUCAUUUUGUCUUUCUUAUCCCGGAGGGCAGGAAUAUCCGAAUCUGUAUUCCAGGUACCGCUGUUACUCGGAUGUUCAAGUACUAUACACUGCCCCUUGCCUGUGGGUCACUGAAAUAUCAAGAACCCGAUGAGGUAAAGAUCAUGUUGGAGCAGAAUGGCAUGGGUGGUAUGCUGGGUGAGGUGGAGCCUGAGGAUGAUGAAUAUGUCGAGGAUGGCGAAACAGUGGAUGAUGGGGAGGUAGUCAUGGAUUGA